Molecule: messenger RNA, 3904 nt
Organism: Neomonachus schauinslandi (Hawaiian monk seal)
Lineage: Eukaryota; Metazoa; Chordata; Mammalia; Carnivora; Phocidae
Gene: MYO19
Product: myosin XIX
Exons: 26
Coding region: 572-3463 (963 amino acids)
Biological process (GO): vesicle transport along actin filament; actin filament organization
Cellular component (GO): vesicle; cytoplasm; myosin complex
Molecular function (GO): microfilament motor activity; ATP binding; actin filament binding
Source: RefSeq, a predicted model, not a curated record
GACCCAGGCGUCCAGAGCGGGCCACGUGCGCCCCGCUCCCAGUGCGCGCCCCGCCCCGGGGGAGGAGCCGGCUGGCUCCCGGCCACUGGGCCAUAGCGGCGGGCGGCCGGUGCGCUCUGGCGGUCCCGGCUUCCUCUCCUCCCCGGCUCGCUCCCGCCCUCUCCUCUUCCCUCCCUUCCCGGGCUCUUCCCGCCGUCUCUCCCAGCCCGCCCGCCUGCCUUUCCAGUCGGGCCUGGCGGGGGCCGCGCGCUCGGCGGCUCAGGCCGUGGGACCGUGGUCACACCCUUUCCAGAAAGUCUUGGCUGGUAACCGCGAAGCUGGGGGAGAGCAAGAGCUGGGAGAACUGGAGAAAACCGCUCUAAUCUGACUUGACUUUGGCUGGGAACGGACGCUGCAUCAUAAUAACCAACAUUUGCAAGGCGUUCUCUGAGGCGCUGAGGUGAUUCAUCUCAGAUUCCUCCAGAACUGAGCCUUUUACUGGACCUAUGUUCCCACCUGUGCCCCCAUGACCAGGUGGAUAGCACUCUUUGUGCCUGUGACCCAGAACCCUGGCUGACCACACUGAAGCAAGAUGCUCCAUCAGGUUCAUGGCCACAGUUCAGGCUCUGGUGCCCAAGGAGGGGAAUCCCUCAGAGAAGACCUGCGGGAGUUCCUGAGCGGGGAAGCCCCGCUGCACCAGCUGGAUGACCUCACCAAGGUGAAUCCCGUGACACCGGAGACAGUCCUGAGGUGUUUGCAGGCUCGGUACGCAGCAGACACGUUCUACACCAAUGCUGGCUGCACCCUGGUCGCUCUGAACCCCUUCAAGGCCGUCCCUCAGCUCUACUCACCAGCACUGAUGAGAGAAUACCACGCUGCGCCUCAGCCCCGGAAACUGAAGCCCCACAUCUUCACUGUGGGUGAACAGACCUACAGGAAUGUCAAGAGCCUGACUGAGCCCGUCAACCAGUCUAUUAUUGUCAGCGGAGAGAGUGGUGCUGGAAAGACUUGGACGUCCCGCUGCCUGAUGAAGUUCUAUGCUGUGGUGGCCGCCUCACCCACAUCCUGGGAGAGCCACAGGAUUGCAGAGAGGAUUGAGCAGCGAAUCUUGAACUCCAACCCUGUCAUGGAAGCUUUUGGGAAUGCGUGCACCCUGAGGAAUAACAACAGCAGUCGCUUUGGGAAGUUCAUCCAGCUCCAGCUGAACAGGGCCCAGCAGAUGACCGGAGCUGCAGUCCAGACGUACCUCCUGGAGAAAACUCGAGUGGCCUGUCAGGCAUCCAGUGAGAGGAACUUCCACAUCUUCUACCAGAUCUGUAAAGGAGCCGGCACGGACGAGAGGCUUCAGUGGCACCUCCCUGAGGGAGCAGCCUUCUCCUGGCUGCCCAACCCGGACAGGACCUUGGAAGAGGAUUGUUUCGAGGUGACCAGAGAGGCCAUGCUUCAUUUGGGUAUCGACACCCCCACUCAGAACAACAUCUUUCAGGUCCUGGCCGGACUGCUGCACCUCGGCAACAUCCGCUUUGCCGACUCUGAGGACGAAGCUCAGCCCUGCCAGCUGAUGGGCGAUGCCAAGUGCUCUAUCAGGACAUCAGCCUCGCUGCUACAGCUUCCAGAAGACCCACUGCUGGAGACACUGCAGAUCAGAACCAUCAGGGCAGGCAGGCAGCAGGUGUUCCGGAAGCCCUGUUCCCGAGCCGAGUGCGACAUCCGCAGAGACUGUGUGGCCAAACUAGUUUACGCACGGCUGUUUGACUGGCUGGUAUCCGUGAUCAAUAGCAGCAUCUGUGCAGACCCUGACUCCUGGACCACUUUCAUAGGCCUGCUGGAUGUGUACGGAUUUGAGUCCUUUCCCAACAACAGCCUGGAACAGUUGUGCAUCAACUACGCCAAUGAGAAGCUGCAACAGCACUUUGUGGCUCACUACCUAAGGGCUCAACAGGAGGAAUAUGCAGUCGAGGGUCUGGAGUGGUCAUUUGUCAACUACCAGGACAACCAGCCCUGCUUGGAUCUCCUCGAGGGGAGCCCCAUCAGCAUCUGCUCCCUCAUAAAUGAGGAAUGCCGCCUUAAUCGGCCAAGCAGUGCAGCCCAGCUCCAGACACGCAUCGAGAGUGCGCUGGCGGGCAGCCCCUGCCUGGGCCACAACAAACUCAGCCGGGAGCCCAGCUUCAUCGUGGUACAUUACGCGGGUCCUGUGCAGUACCACACUGCAGGUCUGGUGGAGAAGAACAAGGACCCUGUCCCACCUGAGCUGACCAGGCUCCUACAGCAAUCCCAGGACCCCCUACUCAAGGUGCUGUUUCCUGCUGACCCUGAAGAGAAGGCCCAGGAGGAGCCCUCUGGCCAGAGCAGAGCCCCUGUGUUGACUGUGGUGUCCAAGUUCAAGGCCUCCCUGGAGCAGCUUCUGCAGGUUCUGCAUAGCACUACGCCCCACUACAUUCGCUGCAUCAAGCCCAACAGCCAGGGCCAGGCGCACACCUUUCUCCAGGAGGAGGUCCUGAGUCAGCUGGAGGCCUGUGGCCUCGUGGAGACCAUCCACAUCAGUGCUGCUGGCUUCCCUGUCCGAAUCCCUCACUGGAACUUCGUGGAACGAUAUGAAUUGCUGAGAAGGCUCCGUGCUCGCACAUCCCCUGGCCCCCACAGCCCACUUCCUGCUGAAGGGCGCUCAGAAUGGUCUCCAUGCACCGAGGCGGCCACACUGCAACCUCUCCUCCAGGACAUCCUCCACACUCUUCCAGCUCUGACUCAGGCAGCCACCGCACCUGGUGACCCAGCUGAGGCCUCAGCAGCCCCAGUUCACUGUGGCAGGACCAAGGUGUUCAUGACGGACUCCACGCUGGAGCUUCUGGAACACGGACGUGCCCAGGUGCUGGAGCAGUGUGCCCGCCGCAUCCAGGGCAGCUGGAGGCGACACUGGUACCGCAAGCAGGGGAGGCGGAGGCGGGCAGCCGUGCUCAUCCAGGCAGCCAUCCGGUCCUGGCUAGUUCGGAAACACGUGCGGAGGCUGCAUGCAGCUGCCACGGUCAUCGGGCGCGCGUGGCGGAGGUGGCGAAUUGGAAUGGCCUUCCUUGCUUUGAAAGAACUGGAUGGUGUGGAAGAAAACCACUUGUCUCAAGUUCCCCUUCCCACGGGUUCCCUCCUGCUGCCACAGACACAGACCAGCCUCCUGGCGGCGGUAAUCCGCCUGUGGCCCCUGGGACUGGUCCUGGCCAACGCAGCUGUGGGUGUCCGCGGCUUUCAGAGGAAGCUGGUGGUCUGGGCCUGCCUCCAGCUCCCCACAGGGAGCCCCAGUAGCUACACAGUCCAGACGGCCCAAGGACAAGCUGGUGUCACAUCCAUCCGAGCGCUGCCUCAGGGCUCGAUCAAGUUCCACUGCAGAAAGUCUCCCCUGCCAUACGCAGACAUCUGCCCUGAACCCUUACCCUACAGUGUUACUGGCUUUAAUCAGAUUCUGCUGGAGAGAGACAGCCUGGGCCACAGGUGAGGUCUUCUCACCUUCUAGCUUCACCUGGCUGGGCAUCCCCUUGGUGCCUUUGUGUCUACAAGGCCUUUUCCUGCCAGCUGCUUUGCCAAAGACAUUUAAUCCACACGCCACCGCACUACUCCCACAACGACUCCAAGCUCCUGUGAGCGAGCGACGGCUGCCGCAGCCCCUGCACUCGCCUGGGGCUUCUGUGGACAUCUCAGGCCCUGACAGACGUCAGGGGUUGGUUAGCAAACCAGGGCUAAGAAACCUCAGGGCCACAAAGGAUUUCCCCCAUUUUACUACCUUCAGAGAUCCGACUCAGCUGUGUAGUCCAUCACUAGAGUGGGGCACCCCCGAUUCCCUGCAAACAGAACAGGCCGAGUUAGCUUGAAAGUAGCCCCAAAUUUCGACUGGGAUAUUUGCAUUUAGUUCCUUUGAAAGGAACAAAACCUAUUUAAU